Messenger RNA from Labrus mixtus (cuckoo wrasse), 935 nucleotides. RefSeq lists its product as uncharacterized. The transcript is spliced from 7 exons. NCBI's taxonomy places the organism in Eukaryota, Metazoa, Chordata, Actinopteri, Labriformes, Labridae. The record is from RefSeq and is a predicted model, not a curated record. Bases 153 to 935 code for a protein of 260 amino acids. Gene Ontology annotation, biological process: immune response; cellular response to lipopolysaccharide; T cell costimulation. Gene Ontology annotation, cellular component: external side of plasma membrane.
GGGCCUCAGUGUGUAACGAGAGAGGAGACCGGCGACAUCUCCGGUUAUUUUAACACACAGAGUGCUCAUAGGAUUCUGUCAACGCCACGGUAAUCUGGAACCUGAACACAUCAUUUCAGUGUGAGUCCUGUAGGAACAGAGAAGAGGACACGAUGUCUCCUGUGUGUGUGCUGCUGAUGUUUGUGUGUCUGCAGAGAGGACAGGUGAGCACAGCCGUCCCUGAAGUGCAGAUUCUGAACCUCAAGGUGGAGUACGGAGAGUCAGCCAUCUUGCCCUGUAAUGGCUCCGCCUACCUGGGGGAGAAAGGGAUCGUCAACUGGGAGACGAGUAUGGGGAAGAAGGUGGCGAUUCUGCGGUUUGUGGAGGAAAAAGAGUGGGAGAUGUUUGAGGUCCAGUCUGAGGUGCAGCUGCCGACAGAUGAGCAGCUCCACGGAGGAGACUGGUCUCUGGUCCUUCAGCCGACCAUGCUGAGGGACUCGGGGACGUAUGAGUGCAUCUGGGAGGGACAAAGACAAGCGAUCAUGUCCACAGUUUGGCUCACAGUGAACGAGCCGCACAUUGAGGACGGCCUGCUGUGUUUUGAAGGUGAGACAGUGACUCUGAAGUGUUACCUGUCGCUCUCCAGGAGUCAGAACCCCAGCAGUCUGCAGGUCGGGUGGACCAAGGACAGACAAACCUUAGUGUCGACAGGAGAAGAGCGUACCUACCCUGCUGACGACGCUCACCGUUUUCAAAUAUCUAUGAUUUCUACGGAAGAGUAUCAUCUCAAGAUCAGCCCCACGCGGUUAGGCGACAACGGGGCGUACCACUGCUGGUAUAAAACCAGGGACUCUGAGUCGCCCAGGCCGGGGUUACCCAGCAUAUUCCAUCUGUCUGUGCUGGAGUCGACCUUUAAAGGUAUUCCAAUGAAAGGACAACGAGGUUUUAUCCUCUGA